AUGUGCAUGCCGGAUCUCCUGAUGCCUGUCCUGUCAAGCGUGCAUUCUAGAUGGCACCGUUGGGUGGUACUGUCACUCGACAUUCCACGAUCAAACCGCAGGGCGGCCAUACGAACGGCGCCAAUCACCGGUCUCCUCAGUUCCAGUCAUACCGGUUGCUGUGGUCAACGCUUGACAAUGAGCGAGAUUAGACUCGGACACCCUCACUUUGUCAUACGAGGUAGCCACCAAAAAUCUUUGGUUCGCGUGAAGGCCGACUCCUCAACGUCGCCAUCGCCUCAGGUAUCAGACAUCAUCAAGAUACAGUGGGUCGAGCCUGCCGACGUCAAAACCACCCAGCGCCGCAGAACAGCGUGCUUUGAGUGCCUUUAUGGAUUUGACGGAAGCGGUGAAGCAUAUGCAGCUCAGUAUGCGACCGAGCAUCAGGCACCUGUAGCGCCAGGGCUCGCAGCCGGAAAGAUGGAUACCGUCCAGGAGGGCGACGGCCCACUCAACAUGGCAUCAAUCACUUGA
Molecule: messenger RNA, 513 nt
Organism: Purpureocillium takamizusanense
Lineage: Eukaryota; Fungi; Ascomycota; Sordariomycetes; Hypocreales; Ophiocordycipitaceae
Exons: 1
Coding region: 1-513 (170 amino acids)
Source: RefSeq, a predicted model, not a curated record